AUGGAGUCUAAGCUCGGAUCAAAGUGUAUUCCAUCGGAUCGGAUCUCGAAAAAAAUCUGCUUUAUCAUGAACAAUAUAACGGAGACAAAUCUGAAGCGUCAAGUGGACGAAGUAACUUCAAUCGUACCGCAUCAUUUAACCCGGUGGUUGGCCGAGUCGUUGUUAAGACGUGUGGUUUCUGAACCGAACUUGCACGAGUUAUAUGCCGAAUUUGUCACGCAGAUUGCAGCGCACUAUCCGAAUUUUGAGACAUUCACAUUGGAAUUACUCACCAAAGAGAUUGACCGCAUACUGAAAUUGCCUGUGAUCGAUCCGUAUCAUGGGAAGACAUUAAAACAUUUGGGCGCAUUUCUGGGUCGUUUGACCAUUGCUCGUGACAUUCCGUUGUGUGUGGAUAUCAAAUCUUUAAUUUUUACCGCGUUCAAAAACAAACCAGACUCGUUGGAUUAUAUUAUUCCUUUUAUUUCGCAGAUUUUGAAAAAUACCAAGUACAGCUACUCCAUAAAGCCAUCGGAUCCGUGGGUAAAAGAGAUUCUACAGGUCGUGAAAGAACUGCAUCAUAUCACAACUAAGUUACCGAUCCAAUUUGAAGUCGAACUGUUAUUCGCCUCGCUUGACUGCAACAUGAAUGAGUUGAAUUCGGCAUACUAUUUGCGGCAUGCCAAAUGA
Echinostoma caproni is the source of this 669-nucleotide messenger RNA. NCBI's taxonomy places the organism in Eukaryota, Metazoa, Platyhelminthes, Trematoda, Plagiorchiida, Echinostomatidae. The record is from the annotation of a GenBank genome assembly.